This is a messenger RNA of Harmonia axyridis, 1121 nucleotides long. Its product is annotated as protein SEC13 homolog. The record is from RefSeq and is a predicted model, not a curated record. The transcript has 2 exons. Lineage: Eukaryota; Metazoa; Arthropoda; Insecta; Coleoptera; Coccinellidae. Gene Ontology annotation, cellular component: nuclear pore outer ring; COPII vesicle coat. Gene Ontology annotation, biological process: COPII-coated vesicle budding; positive regulation of TOR signaling; protein import into nucleus. Gene Ontology annotation, molecular function: structural molecule activity; protein binding. The coding region runs from base 91 to 1017 and encodes 308 amino acids.
ACGUAGGAAUACUGUAAAUUUGGCAGGUUUGGUGUCAAUUCUACCGAGAAUAAUAAUCCAUCAUUUAUAUCAAUUAUUAAAUUAACAAAAAUGGUGACCCUGCUUCAAACUAUAGAUACAGGUCAUGAAGAUAUGAUACAUGAUGCUGAGGUCGAUUAUCUUGGCCUAAGGUUAGCCACUUGUUCUUCGGACAACAGUGUAAAAGUUUAUGAUAUUAAGAAUGGGCAUGCUUUAUUAGAUGACUUGAAGGGUCAUUUUGGACCCGUCUGGCAAAUAGCUUGGAGUCACCCUAAAUUUGGAAAUUUAUUAGCUUCUUGUUCAUAUGAUAAGAAAGUUAUUAUUUGGAAGGAAGCCAACGGUAAAUUCACUAAAUACUAUGAAUACGCAAACCAUGACUCCAGUGUUAAUUCUGUUCAAUUUGCUCCUGCUGAGUUUGGCCUUAUAUUAGCAUGUGGCAGUAGUGAUGGUUCUAUAUCAAUUCUUACAUAUAUAAUGGAAACUAACUCAUGGGAUGUUAAGAAAAUUCAAAAUGCUCAUGCAAUUGGCUGCAAUGCCGUAUCUUGGGCACCUGCAGUUUUUCCUGAAUCUGCACUUGAUAAUAACAGUGAACCAAGCUUGAAAAAAAUGUUGGUCUCUGGUGGUUGCGAUAAUUUAGUGAAAAUAUGGAAGGAAGAUCAGGACCGUUGGGUUGAGGUUUGCAAACUUGAAGUACAUUCUGAUUGGGUAAGGGAUGUUGCAUGGGCACCUUCAGCUGGUCUACACCACCACACAAUAGCUAGCUGUUCACAAGAUAGAAGGGUCAUAAUUUGGACUAGUGAUGAUGCUAUAUCUUGGAACUCCACUGUACUUCAUACCUUUGAUGACGUUGUUUGGAAUGUCAGUUGGUGUUUAUAUGGAAAUGUUCUGAGUGUUUCAGGCGGUGAUAAUAUAGUAACAGUUUGGAAACAGAGCUUGGAGGGAAAUUGGCAGUGUAUUAGUAGUGAUGUUUCAAAGGGUUCUGGACAAAUAAAUCAAUGAAUUAUUGUCUAGUUUAUUUUAUUUUUUCAUGAAUUACUUGAAAAUAUAAAAUACCUUCUACUAUUUCUAAAAUUUCAUCCUUACAAUAAAUAUGUUUAUUCCUA